CGACUCUGUCUUUCUGUUUCUUCCUUCUUUCUUUAUUGAAAAUCUAAAUCCAGUAAAAUAUAUCGUCAAUUCUCGUCAACGCCAUUUGACAACGACAAAUCUGUAUUCGUCGAUCUUGGUUUGGAGAAAUGGCUCGAACAAAGAACACAUGUGUGCCAACACCGGCGGAGGUGGUUUCACAGACAAUCAAUGACGAAGUAGUAGUAGCAUCGGCUGCAGAAGUGGAUUCUGAAGCAACAAAUUCAAUCUCUAACGAUGAUAGAGCGGAUUUUGAGUCUUUAUGUUGUUUCUCGAGUCUUUUUAGUGUCUUUUCAGGUAUUCUAUACAGUGGGACAAUAAUGGAGAUGAGGAGACAUUUUGGAGCAAAAGCUAAGGAAAAGAAAGCUAAGGACGAUUUUGGACUCAAGAAUCAAGAGGAGUGUCGAUCGACACACUCCUGGUGUCGAUCGACACCAGUUUCGGCCCAGCAAAGUCCAUGACGUUUUCAAGUUUACAGAAGAGGAAAUUUGCCCCAAAAGAAUUCCCUAUUUGCAUUAUUACUCCCUAGACGUUUUAUAGGGUUUAUAUACAUUGUUCUAGACCCUAGUUUUCUCUUAUCAAGCUUUUUGCAAAACCCUAUUGUGAGAGACAUAAGCUAUUCAUCCAUUGUUCUUGAGAGAUUCAUUCCAGUUCUUAAUACAGUGAAGAGAUCCCUUC
Messenger RNA from Arabidopsis thaliana (thale cress), 696 nucleotides. RefSeq lists its product as uncharacterized. The record is from RefSeq and is marked reviewed. The transcript is spliced from 3 exons. The coding region runs from base 129 to 479 and encodes 116 amino acids. NCBI's taxonomy places the organism in Eukaryota, Viridiplantae, Streptophyta, Magnoliopsida, Brassicales, Brassicaceae.